GAACCGUUCCCCAUCAUCAUCAUUCAUAAUAAUGAUUAUGGUAAUCAUACUCGCUUUUCAUACUUGCCAACUCCCUACUCGCCACUGUCCACUCUUCAAACAAUCAAAGCCUCUCCCACUUAAUUCCUUUUUUUGCUUUUUUUUCCACUCUCAGAACUCUGCAAAAGACAGAGAAAAAGAGAGCAGAGGCAUGGCUAUUUCAGUCUCCAUUUCCCAUAUUACCCCUAUCACAUUGUUUUAUUUACUCCUCCUCCUCCUCCUAUCCUCCACCGUCACCACCACCACCACCUCUGCUCUCAACAUAACCUCCAUCCUCUCCUCCUUCCAAAACCUUACCUCCUUCUCCUCCCUCCUCUGCUCCACCUCCGUCGCCCCUGAUCUCACGCGCCGCGACCCCGUUACUUUACUCGCCGUCCCGAACUCGUACCUCUCCACGUCCCCUUCCUCCGACCUCACGCACCGCCUCCCGCCGUCGUCACUAGGUGACAUCCUGCGCUACCACGUCCUUCUACAAUACUUCUCCUUGAGCGACCUCCGCCAGAUCCCACCCUCAGGCGUCCUUGUAACCACCCUCCUCCAAACAACGGGCCGGGUCCAUUCCAACUUCGGCGCCGUCAAUAUCACCCGUGACCCUUUAACCAACUCCAUCACAAUCCAAUCACCGGCCCCUUUCUCCCCAUCCAACGUCACCGUUUUAUCGUUAAUCAAAACCCUCCCUUACAAUAUCACAAUCCUAGCCGUUGAUUCCCUCCUUGUUCCCUACGACUUCAAUCUAUUGGCCUCUGAAACCCGGCCCCCCCUUGGCCUCAACAUUACCAAAUCCCUAAUCGAUGGCCAUAAUUUCAACGUCGCCGCCUCCAUGUUAGCCGCUUCCGGCGUCGUCGAUGAAUUCGAAGCCGACGAGGGCGGUGCUGGAAUCACUCUCUUUGUCCCCACAGAUGAUGCGUUCGGUGAUCUGCCGGGCAAUGUCAAAUUGCAGUCACUCCCAGCUGAUAAAAAAGCUGUGGUCCUAAAAUUCCACGUGCUUCAUUCUUAUUACCCUUUGGGUUCACUGGAAUCGAUCGUGAACCCGGUCCAACCCACAUUAGCCACGGAAGAUAACGGCGCCGGCAGCUUCACUCUCAAUAUUUCAAGAGUCAAUGGAUCUGUCGCGAUCGAUACGGGAAUCGUUCAAGCAUCGGUUACCCAAACGGUGUUCGACCAAAACCCCGUUGCCAUUUUCGGGGUUUCCAAGGUUUUGUUGCCUAGAGAGAUUUUUGGGAAAGACUCGGCUGGAGUAACAUCGAAGCCGGGGAAUGCGGUGGUGGGGACGACAGUUCAGCCGCCGGAAACAUCUCCAUCACCGGAGAAUUCGGCCGGGUUUAGUGGUCCAGCGUCACAUCUUUCAUCGCCGCCGGGAUUUCGUGAAGAGAUAACAUCGAAGGGUGGAAGAUAUCGAAUGCAAAGCUGCAUUGUUACUGUAUGUUGUAUAGGAUUGGUUCUAGUGGAAAUUAUGAAGGAGAAACCUUGCCGGAUAAUGGCCGUCAAGUUUCUGCCAUGACCAAUUUGAGAUCGAUUCUUUUUUUCUCUUCUGUGCCUAUGUGAAACCUGUGUUGUGUCUACAUUAUCCGGAUUUUUUCCCCUGUACUCGCAUCUUAUAUAUGUUUGUACCAUAUCAUCAAAGUGGCUACAUUUUUGGUUCUGUAUGGUUUUGCUAAUUUUAUUUUUGUAAACUACAUAUUUUGAAAGGACACUGAUUUAGAUAUGCAUUCAUAUGGGAUUACGAAUGCAUUUUGUGCAA
Messenger RNA from Gossypium raimondii (Peruvian cotton), 1780 nucleotides. RefSeq names its product fasciclin-like arabinogalactan protein 4. The coding region runs from base 32 to 1540 and encodes 502 amino acids. Gene Ontology annotation, cellular component: plasma membrane. The transcript is spliced from 2 exons. NCBI's taxonomy places the organism in Eukaryota, Viridiplantae, Streptophyta, Magnoliopsida, Malvales, Malvaceae. The record is from RefSeq and is a predicted model, not a curated record. Gene Ontology annotation, biological process: abscisic acid-activated signaling pathway; multidimensional cell growth; mucilage biosynthetic process involved in seed coat development.